Molecule: messenger RNA, 1254 nt
Organism: Cajanus cajan (pigeon pea)
Lineage: Eukaryota; Viridiplantae; Streptophyta; Magnoliopsida; Fabales; Fabaceae
Source: RefSeq, a predicted model, not a curated record
GAUAUGAUUGAAAAUGUGUUAGAGAUUAAAGACACACAUGUCAGAGAGGUUAUGACACCUCUUGUUGAUGUUGUUGCAAUUGAUGCGAGUUUAAGCCUGGUAGACUUUCAUCACUUGUGGGUCACACAUCAGUACUCAAGGGUACCUGUUUUUGAGCAACGUGUUGAUAAUAUAAUGGGUAUAGCAUAUGCAAUGGAUCUGCUGGAUUAUGUUCAAAAGGGUGAUUUGCUAGAAAGUACUACGGUUGGAGAUAUGGCUCACAAGCCUGCAUAUUUUGUACCUGAUUCAAUGUCUGUUUGGAAUCUUCUCAGAGAGUUCAGAAUCAGGAAGGUUCACAUGGCAGUUGUUCUUAAUGAGUAUGGUGGAACUGUGGGGAUUGUAACUCUCGAGGAUGUUGUUGAGGAAAUUGUUGGUGAAAUCUUUGAUGAAAAUGACUCAAAGGAGGAGAUACAAAAAAAAACUGGCUACAUAGUAAUGCGAGCUGAGGGUGUUUUUGAUGUUGAUGCAAAUACAUCCAUUGAUCAGCUCUCUGAAGAUUUGAAUAUCAAGAUGCCAGAGGGUCACCAAUAUGAGACAGUAUCAGGCUUUGUGUGUGAAGCAUUUGGAUACAUUCCAAGGACAGGUGAGUGCAUCAAAGUAGUUCUUGAAAGGGAAGAUGAAGAUGAUAGCAAUGAGUCCAAUACUGACCAGCAGGAUCAGAAGGAGAAGAACCAGAUUUUCAAACUUGAGAUACUAGCUGGAAAUGCCAGAAAGGUGAGUGCUGUUCGGUUUGAACGGAUAAAUAAUAAUGAUGAAAUGUUGGAGACUAAAGUAGCUCGCAUAGUCCCAAAAAUCAUGAAAAGAAAAUGGAGCAGCGAUGAAAACUCAGAGGACGAUGCAGAAUAUGAUGGAGACACAUUUGCAAAGAGACCACAGGAUGAAAUUCCUAGUGAAUAUUUAGUUGAUCAGGAAAUUUCUAACAGAGAAUAAGUUUGUUCCAUCUUUUUUUUUCCCUUUCUUUAUAGCUGGCAUGCUUUUGUGCCAUUUUUGCAACCAACCUAUAAGAUGAGAAAAUUGAGAUACAUGUACAAAAUGAGAAGCAAUGAGUUCAAACAUGUAAAACUUUGCAAAAAGACAAAUUAGAGGCAUCUAUGCUAACUGAAGUCUUCAAGGCUUUGGUGUAAUAAAGAUGUCAUGUUUAAUCAAUCCAUUAACCAUCCUUUCUCCCCCACCCCACAAAAAAGAAAGGCAUCUAUUUUUGGAUGGCCAUUAUUA